UCCGUCAGGGUUCUUCAACUGCACAAACCAGACCUGUGUUCGAGACCACUACCGCUGCGACGGCGAGAAGGACUGUCCGAAUGGCGAAGACGAGGUCGGCUGCGAUGAGUGCCAGAUCUGGGCGAUGCAGUGCUUAGACGGGUCCUGCGUCGGAGCCCCCCGCGUGUGCGACGGCGUUGCAGACUGCGCAGGCGGGGAGGAUGAAGUGGGCUGCCCUGCAAACAAGACAGUAGCGGCUUGUCCCGCCGGAUACCUGAGUUGCUCUGACGGAUCUUGCUACAACGGAAGAUUCUAUUGUAAUAAAACGUCUCCUUGUCCAUUUGACGAGGAUGAACCGAAUUGCAGGGAUGACUUCAUAAUACCGGAAAUCCACGAGGUACGUUUACGAUGCAGUCAGUAUUAUCGAGAGUUGGUGGACCUUGUUGAUCAACCGGUCUUCGCUAAUGUUUCCUUAGAGGUGGAGGGGGAUUGUCCGCAUUUUGACAAAGGAACGUAUAUAGAGACAAGUUUCAUGAACCCCUUGUGUUUGGACAUUGUGACCUGCGAUUUCUACGGCUGCUACACUGAUUACCUGACACGUUAUACUGAAUAUUUUGACGAAAUAAAUAUGCUGUGUGCCUCGUGCGAUGAUGGAUCUGAAAACUGUUGGCUCCCACACUGGCUGGACGAGUACGAAACCGGCAAGCUGAGCAAUAUCUCCCUGUACCUGAUGCUGAAAAGGAGUGAGAUCCCUGACUUCAGUGAUAUCGCCGAUCUUUACACCGUCCCGCAAGAGGAAAGACUGAACAAUUCCAUCCCGGCUAACGACUUUAUAUACUCGUGUACUUUCGACAAUCGCCGCUGUAACCACACGCACUUUUACACGUGGAUGAGCGACGAGUAUGGCACGUGCUAUACAUUCAACAGCUUGUUCAAAGAAAACAGCAGCAAGGUUCAGACAACGAAGAGGGCGGGGCCUAAGACCGGCCUCAAGGUCGCCCUCGACGUCCAGAUGGGCGUCGCGCUACUUACGCCCGAGGUCGGAGUGCGAGUGAUCGUCCACGACCCGUACCUCCUGCCGGCGCUGGACGAAGAAGGCUUCAGCAUCGGGCCGGGCGCGUCCUCCGUCGCUGUGAAGAGGACCAAGUACGUACGCCUCGGAGAACCUCAUGGCGUUUGUGCGAAUGACUACGGCUUCAACCAUCCUUACAAGUAUUCGAGAAAGCUUUGCAAACAGCUAUGUGUCGAGCGUGAAUUUCGAGAGCGGUGCGGGUGUUACAUCGGACAAAAUCCUCUUUACGAUUCGCUGCAGACGGUACCGGAGCGGCGAUGCUCAUCUGUUGACCGCAUUGAAGGGCUGUGUAUCGCCAGCGUGACAAAGAGCAUUGAAGAGGACACCAUCCUCUGCGAUUGCCCGCUUCCCUGCAGCGAAAUGAAGUACGAUACCCAGGUAACAACAAGUAAGACUAAUAAUGUGUACUACAACAUCCUUAGUCAAACAAGGAAGCCGUUAAAAAGUAUAUGUACAAACGACAGCCAGAUGGUCAGCCUCCUCGUGUACCUCGACUCCAAAUCUUAUCAAGUAACAGAGGAAUCACCUGCCUAUUCUUGGGAUACGCUCCUCAGCAACAUCGGGGGAUCCUUGGGUCUCUUCGUCGGCGUGUCCCUGAUCAGCAUCCUCGAAGUGAUUGAGAUGAUCAUCGACGUCAUUUUCGCCGGAUUCAAGAGAUGCACAGGAGGUGGCAAGAGAGUUUCUCGUGUGUCGGCUAAAGCAUGGGGGGGAAAAAAUAGAUGUUGCUGAAGUGGAUCGCCAAGAUAAAAGAUAUGAGCAAUUGCGAAAAGAACUUGAUAUAAUAAAAGAUAUUGUACAAGAUCUGAGCCAGAGUAAGUGAUGGGGAAAAGGAAAGUGAAUUCCAAAGAUUUCAUGUUCAUCCUUUUUUUGUUAUUCAUGUUGAAUAUCUACAUAACCGGAUAAAUUCUAUAUCACUAUAUGUAUUUUUUCUUCUUCUUCUUUAAGACUUGCUCGGUGACAAACUUGAAUUUCGAUAUGAUUGGAUAAAAGAAAAUUCAGUUUAUUAACCACUUUAUGUAUCCAUCUAUCUCUCUAUCCAUUUAUUUAUUUACGUCUUUUAAGGGUGUUUCUUGACCUAUUUUUUUUUUUUUUUUUCCAACCUAUGCUAACGCAAACAUAUGCUUGUCAAACCCAGACGAAUCCCUGUCCGGCAUACGAGUUCAGCCCAACAGUGCCAGCUCCGGGAACAGGGAAGGCCUGGACGCAAGUCGAAUGUUCAACCUCCUUUUCCGGAAGGAUCAGUGAUAGCUAGAUAAUAAGAGGAAAAAAAACUGUUCCGGGAUUUCCGAGUGCUGUUUCUUAUCAUCUAAUGUCAUCUCUCUCUCUCGCUCUCGCGCUCUCUCUCUCUCUCUCUCUCUCUCUCUCUCUCUCUCUCUCUCUCUCUC
Messenger RNA from Penaeus chinensis, 2436 nucleotides. RefSeq names its product acid-sensing ion channel 2-like. Gene Ontology annotation, biological process: sodium ion transmembrane transport. The record is from RefSeq and is a predicted model, not a curated record. Lineage: Eukaryota; Metazoa; Arthropoda; Malacostraca; Decapoda; Penaeidae. The transcript is spliced from 16 exons. The coding region runs from base 125 to 1780 and encodes 551 amino acids. Gene Ontology annotation, molecular function: ligand-gated sodium channel activity; protein binding. Gene Ontology annotation, cellular component: membrane.